UGCUUCAAGGGAUACAAGAUGGAGGGUGCCGCGAAGGGGGAGGUCGUCCAGAUCGGCCCGCUCGCGACGUACGUCGCCGAGCCUCCAGCCCCGAACGCGCACCCGGAUACGGCCAUCGUCUUCUUCACGGACGUGUUCGGGCUCAGGCUCAACAACCCGAAGCUCAUGGCGGACAAGAUGGCGGAGACGACGGGCAUUCGCGUCUACGUGCCCGACCUCUUCUUCGGCGAAGGACUGGACCCAGACAGCCUGCCGAUCCCCGACACAGCGGAAGCGGCGCGUAACCAGACCGGCAUCCUCUGGACGGUCAAGAAGACCUUCACCAUCGCCGGCCUCGUGCCCUGGUACCUCCGCCACAAAGCGAGCAAGCACCUCGGCCACGCCGACGAGUUCAUCCAGGCGCUCAAGACCGAGCACGGCCUGAAGACGCUCGGCGCCGUCGGCUACUGCUACGGCGCCCCCUUCUGCACGCGCUACAACGCCUCGGGCGACGCGCAGGCGAUCGUGCUCGUCCACCCGUCCUCGCUCAAGGCGCCCGACGACUUCGCGUCGCUCCGCGCGCCCGUCUCGUUCGCGCUCGCGGAGGAGGACCACGCGUUCGGCCCCGAGCUCGCGGCGCAGGCGAAGGCGGCGCUGAAGGACAAGCCGUUCGACGUCGAGUUCGUCACGUACAAGGGCACCGCGCACGGCUUCGGGUGCCGGCCCAACUACGCGAUCGAGGACGUCCGGAAGGGCUUCGAGGGCGCGUUCGCGCAGACGUGCUCGUUCUUCAAGAAGCACUUGAUCUGAUUUCGCAUCCGCGCACGUCGCGAAUCGGAUGUAACCCUACUACGCAUCUUGCGCACGACAUGUUGUGCGGACACCUGCUCUCUCAUGUUCUCUCAUAGCCCUUCGCAUAAUUUGAUUGAUAGUUU
Messenger RNA from Punctularia strigosozonata HHB-11173 SS5, 914 nucleotides. Its product is annotated as alpha/beta-hydrolase. NCBI's taxonomy places the organism in Eukaryota, Fungi, Basidiomycota, Agaricomycetes, Corticiales, Punctulariaceae. The transcript has 5 exons. The record is from RefSeq and is a predicted model, not a curated record. Bases 19 to 789 code for a protein of 256 amino acids. Gene Ontology annotation, molecular function: hydrolase activity.